Molecule: messenger RNA, 1546 nt
Organism: Nematolebias whitei (Rio pearlfish)
Lineage: Eukaryota; Metazoa; Chordata; Actinopteri; Cyprinodontiformes; Rivulidae
Product: zinc finger protein 385D-like
Exons: 7
Coding region: 1-1413 (470 amino acids)
Cellular component (GO): nucleus
Molecular function (GO): zinc ion binding; nucleic acid binding
Source: RefSeq, a predicted model, not a curated record
AUGAAUGGAGGGUUUUACCUCAAGUCCAACGCCCUGAGACUAUACAUUAAGAGAAAGGAGGGAGGCAGAGGACUAGUGAGCGUCCAAGCCACUACACAAGAUGAAACAAAUGAGAUCCUGGAGUACAUGAGGAGGAAAGCCCCCAAUGAUGAAUUGAUGAGCAAAUGUCUCAGGCAGCAGCAGAACCCCAGUGCGGAAGAGACGGAGCAAGAGGAGCCAUCGUGGAAAGAUAAGCACCUACACGGCAUGUACCACCAGCAGACUGAGGAAGUAGCUCACAUCAACAAGUCCUACCAGUGGUCUGGAUCUGGAAGCCCCACAGGCAUCUUUGUACAGCCUCCAUCUUGGGUCUUGGCUGCCCAACCCUCUCUAGCCAACAAAAUGGUAAUGGCUAACCAACCGGACAUUGUGGUGGUCAACAAGCAAGAGAAGACGGCAGUGGUGAUAAAUGUAGCAAUCCCAAGUUACUGUAACAUCAAGAAGAAGGAGCACAAGAAGCUGGAAAUAUACUGUAUCAAGGGCCGAAAGAGGAAAAACAGAAGAUCAAGCACUCAAUCCCAAUCUGCACAGCAGCACCCAGAUAACAGCCAGGAGAGCUCCCCAACAGAAACUUUACCUUCCCUGACAUCAUCUGCAGACUCGGAUCCUCACACACCAGAGGUCUCCCCAGAACCUCAGAUUCGUGAUCUACCUUCAAACAGUCCAUGUGCAGAAGGGUGCAGCCCAAACAGUGGGUCAGCACCACACUCUGACCUUCAAGGAAGCUCCACAGGAGGCGAGGAGGAGGUGAAGGAGGCCAAGAACAGCAAAAAGCAUUUUCACUGUCCAACAUGCAAAGUGACAGUCAACUCUAGCGCCCAGCUGGACACUCACUGUAGCGGGUCGAAGCACAAACAAAUGCUGGAUGGCCAGAACAGUAUUCGGCCACAUCGCAGGGUCAGGAUGAGAUCAUCUCCUCGGCCCAAAGGUCGAAUGAAACAACGAAUCAGGCGCAAGAGCAGAGUGAUUGUUGGUGCAACAAAUCAGGCCUUUCAAUGUGAUCUGUGCCAAGUGUCUGUUAACUCAGAAACACAGAUGAAACAGCACACAAACAGCAGGAGACACAAAGAGCGCUUAGCUGGGAAGCCUGUAAAGGCCAAGUUCACCCCCUUUAAUAAGCUACACCCCAGUGCUAUUUUAGCAACUAAGCUGGCCCUGCAGAAGCAGCUCUCUAAAGCCCUGCCGGCAGGGCUCCUGACCAGCCCGCUGAAUCCAUCUGCAUUCUUCGCCAUGGCAUCUGGACCCUUAGCUCUACGACUGCCUCCACGUCCUACAGCCAUUUUCCAGGGUCCUUUCAUCAACCCCGCGCUCUUCAGGCCUGCACCUGGACCUCUGAGGGCCACGCAUGCUCCUAUUAUCUUCUCUCCUUAUUAACAACUAGCACAAAACGUUAGGUCUUACAGAUCUAACCCAGUCAGAGCUGGACCAGCAGAAAUUACUGACUCUGCAAGACAUGGACAGUCCAGUUCUGUUCUGAGGGACACCAAGACACAGCAGGCAGAGUGAG